GCCCCGCCCGGCGGACCCGGCGCGGCCUGCGCGGCGCGGCCUCAGCGCGUGGCGGCCCCGGCCGGCCCGGCCCGGCCCCGGCCCCGGCCCGCAGCGCCGGCCCCGGCGCGACCCACAUGGAGCGCACCUAGGGCGGAUACCCCAGCGACCGGCAGCGAUGCCGUCACCUGGGCAGACCCCGACCACUGAAAGCCCCCCAAGGACGUAGGUGACCCCCAGGGCGCAGAGGCAGGGAAGAGCCUUGAACCGUGAGGGGCCGUUAACUCUAAGAUGUCCUUGAGCAGCGGAGCUUCCGGAGGGAAAGGAAUUGAUGCGAACCCGGUUGAGACGUAUGACAGUGGGGAUGAGUGGGACAUUGGUGUAGGGAAUCUCAUCAUUGACCUGGACGCUGAUUUGGAGAAGGAUCAGCAGAAAUUGGAAAUGUCGGGCUCCAAGGAGGUGGGGCUCCCGGCACCCAACGCAGUGGCAACGCUACCGGAUAACAUCAAGUUUGUGAGCCCAGUGCCAGGCCCACAAGGCAAGGAGGGCAAAUCAAAGUCAAAAAGGAGCAAGACUGGCAAGGACAGUGGGAAGCCGACCCCAGGGUCCUCCCUGUUCACUCCCGGUGAGGGAGCUGGUGGCAAGAAAGAGGUUCAAGGACGCUCUGGGGAUGGUGCGAACUCGGGUGGUUUGGUGCCCGCUGUCACCCCGAAGAGCUCGGAGAAGUCGGCCAAGGCGUCUCGCAGUGUGGCUGGCUCCAAGAAGGAGAAGGAGGGCGGCUCAUCCAAAAGCAAGAAGGAAAGGAGUGAAAGUGCGGGGGCUGCGGCAGAGAAGGAGCCCAGUGUGCUGCAGCCCCUGGCCCUGGCAGUGAGGGUGGGACAGUAUGAUGGGGGCCAGGGGACAGAGCCUGCUGCUGCUGAGCAGCUUGGGAGUAUAGCUAUUGACACGGGAACUGCGCUCAAUCCCUUGGGAGUAAAGUCAGAGCUGGAAGAUGGAGAAAGUGAGUGCCGGCAGCUGAAGAAGGUGAAGUCAGAGAAGAUGGAGUCUCCAGUCUCUACACCCGCAGUGUUGCCCUUGCACCUGCUUGUCCCUGUGGUCAACAGUGACAUCUCGUCGCCGUGUGAGCAGAUCAUGGUGCGCACGCGCUCGGUGGGGGUGAACACCUGCGACGUGGCCCUGGCCACCGAGCCCGAGUGCCUGGGCCCCUGCGAGCCGGGGACCAGCGUCAACCUGGAGGGCAUCGUCUGGCAGGAGACAGAGGACGGGAUGCUGGUGGUCAACGUCACCUGGAGGAACAAGACGUACGUGGGGACGCUGCUGGACUGCACGCAGCAUGACUGGGCACCUCCCCGGUUCUGUGACUCUCCCACCAGCGACCUGGAGAUGCGCAACGGCCGGGGCAGGGGCAAGCGCAUGCGGCCCAACAGCAACACGCCGGUCAACGAGACGGCCGCCGCCUCGGACAGCAAGGGCAGCACCAGCAGCAGCAAGACCCGGGCGGGUGCCAACAGCAAGGGCCGCCGGGGCAGCCAGAACUCCUCGGACCACCGCACCCCGCCCGGUGGCACCACCGAGGACGUGAAGGCCAGUCCCUCCUCCGUCACCAAGCGCAAGAGCAAACCCCUCUCCGACAUGGACCUGAACUCCAGCUCGGAGGACUCCAAGGGCAGCAAGCGCAUCCGCACAAACUCAAUGGGCUCGGCCACGGUGCCGCCCGCCGCCGUCAAGGUGGAGCCGGCUAUCCUGGAGCGCAACUGCCCCUCUCCCAUCCUCAUCGACUGUCCCCACCCCAACUGCAACAAGAAGUACAAGCAUAUCAACGGGCUCAAGUACCACCAGGCCCACGCGCACACGGACGACGACAGCAAGCUGGAGGCGGAUGUGGACAGCGAGUAUGGCGAGGAGCCGUCCCUGCAUGCCGACGUUGGGAGCUGCAACGGUGCUGCCGGGACACAGAAGGGCUCCCUCUCACCCGCUCGCUCGGCCACCCCCAAGGUGCGUUUGAUGGAGCCCCACAGCCCCUCCCCAUCCAGCAAGUUCAGCACCAAGGUCCCCUGCAAGAAGAAGGGCGGGGAAGGGGACACAGACCUGGGUGCUCUGUCCAAUGAUGGCUCUGAAGAUGGUCCUUCGGUGGCCGAUGAGACGAGUAAUGAUGACUUUGACUCUUUGGAGAAGCGAUGCAUUGAUAAGGACAAGUCAAAGAAGGCCUCUGGUGCUAAACAGGAGAAGAUUCCUUCCAAAAGCUUGAAGUCUGCCAGACCCAUUGCACCAGCCAUCCCCCCGCAGCCGAUUUACACCUUCCAGACUGCCACGCUCACCACAGCCAGCCCCGGCUCCUCCGCCGGCCUCACCACAACCGUGGUCCAGACCAUGCCCAACAGCCCCCAGCUCAAACCCAUCCAGCCCAAGCCAACGGUGAUGGGAGAGCCCUUUGCUGUCAACCCUGCCCUCACCCCUUCCAAGGAGAAAAAGAAGAAAGACAAGAAGAAGAAAGACUCCAAAGAGGUGGAAAACCCUUUGACUCCUGGCAAAGCCUGCAGAGCAGAGGAAGGUAAGAGCCCUUUCCGGGGGGAAUCCAGCGAGCUGGGGAUGAAAGGUGAGGGGCUGCUGAAUGGUUCAUCUGACUCCCACCAGAGCCGGCUCGCCAGCAUCAAGGCUGAGGCGGAUAAAAUCUACAGCUUCACCGACAACGCACCCAGUCCCUCCAUCGGCGGGGCCAGCAGGCUGGAGAACACCAACCCAGCCCAGCCCCUGACCCCACUGCACGUUGUCACCCAGAAUGGGGCAGAGGCCAGCUCGGUGAAGACCAACAGCCCGGCCUACUCGGACAUCUCCGACGCUGGGGAAGAUGGUGAGGGCAAACUGGAGAGCGUGAAGGCAAAGGAUCCAGAGCAGCUGGUCAAGGACGGCGCCAAAAAAGCUCUUUUCCCACCACAACCGCAGAGCAAAGAGUCUCCCUUCUACCAAGGCUUUGAAACCUACUAUUCCCCUGGCUACCCCCAGGCUAGCCCAGGACCCCUGAACCCCGGCGGGCAGUCUGCGGCCGAGACACAGACCUUGAAGCUGAAGAAGGACGAGGAGCAGGAGAACCCGGAGGUGAAGGUGAAGAGUGAAGGCUGUGAAGAGAAGAAGGCAGAGCUCGGCAGUGGCUCCAGCCAGCAGCCCUCAGUCAUCCAGCAGCGCCCCAACAUGUACAUGCAGUCCCUGUACUACAACCAGUACGCCUACGUGCCACCCUACGGCUACAGCGAGCAGGGCUACCAUGCCCACCUGCUGAGCACCAACCCUGCCUACCGCCAGCAGUACGAGGAGCAGCAGAAGCAGCGGCAGAGCCUGGAGCAGCAGCAGCAGCGAGGGCUGGAGAAGAAGGCAGAGCUGGGCUUGAAAGAGAGGGAGGCAUCACUCAAAGAGGAAUGGAAGCAGAAGCCACCCAUGCCCCCAACGCUGACCAAAGCCCCGAGCCUCACGGACCUCGUCAAGUCAGGGCUGAGCAAGCCCAAGGAGCAGGGAGGUCCUGAUAUGGCCAAAUCUGUCAUCAUCCCCAAGCUGGAGGACUCGUCCAAGCUGUCCAGCAGCCAGGUCGCCGAGGGGCUGAAGGUGAAGCUGAGUGAGGCUGGUCACCUGGGGAAGGAGACGGCUGAGACGAAAGGUGGCUCUGAGUGUGGCCGGCAAGCGGAGGUGGACCCUGUUCUCUGGUACAGACAGGAAGCUGAGCCCCGGAUGUGGACCUACGUGUACCCAGCAAAGUACUCGGACAUCAAGACAGAGGAUGAGCGGUGGAAAGAGGAGAGGGACCGAAAGCUGAAGGAAGAAAGAAAUCGAAGCAAAGAAGCCUCGUCCAAGGAGGACGGGAAGGAGAGCACCAGCUCCGAGUGCAAGCUGACCCCCACCGAGGAGGCUCGCAUGGUGGGGAAGGACCCCAGGCCCAGUGUCCACGUCCCCGUGUCCUCACCCCUCACGCAGCAUCAGUCCUACAUCCCGUACAUGCACGGCUACUCCUACAGCCAGUCGUAUGACCCCAACCACCCCAGCUACCGUGCCAUGCCCACCGUCAUGAUGCAGAACUACCCAGGAUCAUACCUACCCUCCAGCUAUUCCUUCUCUCCGUAUGGGAGCAAGGCGUCCGGCAGCGAUGACAGUGACAAGUCCCGAGCCAGCCCCAGUGUGAGCUGUAAAUCCAGCUCGGAGUCCAAGGCCCUGGACAUCCUGCAGCAGCAUGCCAGCCACUACAAGAGCAAAUCACCCACGAUAAGUGAGAAGACAUCUCAGGAGCGGGACCGCAGUGGCUGUGGGGUGGUGGGGGGCGGCGGGAGCUGCAGCAGCGUUGGGGGCGCGGGUGCAGGGGAGAGGAGCGGCGACCGGCCCCGCACGUCGCCCUCGCAGCGCCUGCUCUCCACGCAUCACCACCACCACCACCUCGGGUACUCGCUGCUGCCAGCGCAGUACAACCUGCCCUAUGCAACAGGUCUCUCCUCUACAGCCAUCGUUGCCAGCCAGCAAGGCUCCGCUCCCUCGCUAUACCCGCCUCCCCGGAGGUGAGAACGGUAAGGCUCUGCUCCUGCCGCACCUCCACGUGGCCGGGAUGGGCGCUGUCGGGACGCCCUCGAGGGUUUAGGGUGUGCCCGUGGCGCUGGGGCUCACAGGAGCUGAUUUGCCCUUGGGUCGUGGCAGGAUGUGACGCACCGGGAUGCCUGGGCUGUACAAGACGUGUGACUGGCUCACAUGGAGAAGUGCUGGAGACUCCUUUAGACAUCAGUUGAAUGGUGUUAAUUGUACUGCUUGACGUUCCUGCCGUGAUCUGAGGCAGACUCUGUCUUCUCCCCUCGUCGGACACACACAGGCUCCCCACCCCACCCCUUUGGUGAGUGGGUGAGCUGGUACCUGCGGAUGUAUUUAUUCUACUGAGCACCAGCACUCGGGGUGGAGGCAACUCACCUACCUGGUGCAUAUGAAGAGGAAACAGAAGCACUGAGGUUUCUCGAUGAAUUUGGGACCCUGCCGUGUCUCUGUGAGGUGCUGCUUCACGACAGGACUGGGGGCAGGCGGGGACUUGGAACACGGGGCCGAGCCUGCUGUGUGGCCACAGUCUCAGGAAAGGAAAGGACUGGCUCACAGAGCCUUGGCGGGUGUCAGGGGGCUGGUGUGAGCCAGGUGGGUGGGUGGCAGUCUGGCUGGAGGCAGCUGUGGGGCUCUUCCAGUCCCUCAUCUGGUCCUGCACCCCACAGCACCCACAACUCUGUGCCUGUGGGCAGGAGCCUCCAGCAUGUGGCCAAUGGCCAGAGUGGGGCUGGGGAAGCUCUUGGCCCCAGCAAAGCAGCCUCUGCCCUUGGGGGCUGGGGCAGCAGGGUACAGAGCUGGGGGCUCUGUCUGUCACCCCCCAGGCUGCCAGGGCCCCCCAGGCCAUGUACGGUCCAGACCUGCCUGAAGCUCUUGCCUGUGGCUUUUCUUUGGUUUCUGAGCUGCAACUCUGCAAAUCCCGGCCUUUCCUCUGCCCCACUACCAGGGCAAGUGCCCCCAAAACCUGGGGCAGCACAUCCUGCUGUGGGAGCUGUGGCUCCCCUUCUCAUCCACCUUUUGCUUUUAGGGCGGCUUCCCCAGGUCGCAGGCAGGGCGCAGCAAGAAACAAGCACACUUAGGUUCUGCCAGAGGCAAUGGGGCCAUGCUGGUCCCUGCUCCAGCCUCGUGCCAGGGCUGGGGGCACCAGGUCCUGGAGGAAGAAGGUCCACACACCUGGCUGCUCCCCAGCUCCGAGGACAGGGGCUUUCUGGUCCUCUGCCCCAGCCCCAGAGCGGCUGUCCCCAGGCCGACACUCUACCUCGGCUCCGCAGCGGCCGGGCCGCCCCUGCUCUCCCCCUGCCUCUCCGGCUGCCCGGCUGGGGGCCACGGGGGCCAUCGGUCUCAUCGUGUGUGUCCGUGUUGCACCCGGCCCCGAGGGCUGCUGUAAGGGGAUGCUCUGCCUGCUGGGCUCUGUACAUACUGUAAAAAGCAAUUGUUUGAAAGCUGUUGUUUUGGGUUUUGUUUUCUUUCCCCGUUUCUUCCCCUUCCCGCUGUACCCAGUUGGAAAGGAGGCACUGGCUGCUCUCGGCAGCACGGUGGCCCCAGCCUGCUCUUGUUGUUUGACUCAUUUUUCUUCCACUCUUUGUUGUGUUUGGAAGGAGUCGGGGCCACGCGGCGCGGCACACUCCGCAGGGACGGGGUGGGUUGACGGACCCAUCCCACACCCUCACAGAGCCAUGUGAAGCCACGGGACUGGGGAUUAGCAGGGUCAGGGUGCUUUGGAGAGCCCCACAUCCCACCCGUGGAGGAGUGUCUUGCUGGCUGCUCCUACCUCCAGCCUCGGCCGGCCCGGCACAGCUGGGCUCCCAGCACGGCCGGGGCCCACAGCGGCUCCAGCGGCGCACAGGAAGUGCCUGGGGGUGUUGGGGGGUGCCACAGGCUUUGCUGGCGGUCGGAGGGGGUCGGGGGGCUGCUCCCCACCUUCCCAGUUGGGUCCUAGUUGAGUCUCCCUUUAGGUGUUAAAUGAAACAACAGUUUAUGCAGAAUAGGUUUGAGGUUUGACAUUUCCCGGGUUCUCUGGGCCAGCUGUUGCCCUCGGGGCCAUCCCCAGCCCCGGUGUCAGACCGUUGGUGUUUAUAGCUCGUUUCCAUUGGCGUUGCUGUGUUGGGUUUCAUUUCAGUCUUCCUGACUCUGCCCUUCUGUAAAGUGUACAUUAUUACCGAGUUCCUUGUUUUUUUAUAUAUAUAUAUAUAAAUAUAUAUAUAUACAAACUGUACUCUUCUUGCCUUUGUACAUUUAGGCAAGGAGGGAGAAUAAAUCUUUUUAAGAGACAAUCACAAA
Messenger RNA from Prinia subflava (tawny-flanked prinia), 6816 nucleotides. It is a transcript of the gene ZNF609, whose product is annotated as zinc finger protein 609. Bases 271 to 4518 code for a protein of 1415 amino acids. Lineage: Eukaryota; Metazoa; Chordata; Aves; Passeriformes; Cisticolidae. The record is from RefSeq and is a predicted model, not a curated record. The transcript has 9 exons. Gene Ontology annotation, biological process: regulation of transcription by RNA polymerase II. Gene Ontology annotation, cellular component: nucleus.